Molecule: messenger RNA, 437 nt
Organism: Dicrocoelium dendriticum
Lineage: Eukaryota; Metazoa; Platyhelminthes; Trematoda; Plagiorchiida; Dicrocoeliidae
Source: the annotation of a GenBank genome assembly
GCUUGGAACGCUGUUCCGAUGCAGGAAAUAAAUGCACGCACAUUGUACCUUUCCCAAAAGGAAUUGACGAUACCUUUACACACUUACACUACGUGAUAUAUCCAAUGACCUCCAGAUGAUGACAUUAGGGAAAAACGUGUAUGGUGUCAUAAUCCUCCUUAGCACCAAGCAGUAUGACUCGCACUUGCGCUACGCCAAACCCUUUGAUUUUCGCUAUUGCAACACCUGAUUUGAUGGAUACUUUCAAAAACAGGAAUCUGUAUUGUGCCAAUGUUGUUAGGCCAAAACCUUACAAAUCUUGUGUAUACAAUAGCAGAUAUCCUCAUAAGCACUAUCUUUCCUCAAUUUGCAUAAACUGUCAUCCGGUAUAUUUUUGUUCUAAAGCAUGUGGUUUUAAUUAAAUAGACCAAAGCCAGUGUGCUUCGACAGAACUUGGC